This is a messenger RNA of Dovyalis caffra, 594 nucleotides long. Lineage: Eukaryota; Viridiplantae; Streptophyta; Magnoliopsida; Malpighiales; Salicaceae. The record is from the annotation of a GenBank genome assembly.
AUGGCUUCUUGGGCUCCUGUGUAUCCAGCUGCUGUGCCAAUCCCAGUUGAUCUUUUUGUCUCCAAGAAACAUCCUGGUCUUAAUGGUGACUUGGGUUUUGCUGAUUCUUUAGGAAAUAUUGUCUUCAAGGUCAACUUUGAUAAGUCUACAAAAUCAUCCCCCAAGAGGGUCCUUCUUGAUGCGUCUGGAAAUCCUUUGAUCUCUGUGUUUCGGGAUGAUGAAGGUUCUUGGCAAGGUUUUAAGGGUGGUGGUUAUAGGGAGAACGACUUGAUCUUUAGAGUGAAGAGGACUGUGAAAAAGCUUACAAGAACUGAGCUAGAAGUGUUUCUUGUUGGAGAAAUUUCGGGAGAGUCAACACCUGACUUUAAGGUAAAAGGUUUCCCCUUCCAAAGAUCAUGCACGAUCUACAGAGGCGAUUCCAUUGUAGCCCAGACCAGUCUCAUGUACAAGCUUCACCAGAUUUGUGCUCGCCGGAGUAAAUUCCGAUUAACCAUAUUUCCCGGAUCUGUAGAUCAUUCCUUGAUUGCAUCUUUGAUUGUUCAACUUCUUCUUAGCACUGGAAAUACAGCUUCUAGCAUGGACAGUGACGCAUGA